This is a messenger RNA of Eurytemora carolleeae, 1761 nucleotides long. RefSeq names its product bifunctional arginine demethylase and lysyl-hydroxylase JMJD6 (gene PSR). Gene Ontology annotation, molecular function: histone H4R3 demethylase activity; P-TEFb complex binding. Gene Ontology annotation, cellular component: nucleus; cytoplasm. The record is from RefSeq and is a predicted model, not a curated record. The coding region runs from base 35 to 1165 and encodes 376 amino acids. Lineage: Eukaryota; Metazoa; Arthropoda; Copepoda; Calanoida; Temoridae. The transcript is spliced from 15 exons. Gene Ontology annotation, biological process: phagocytosis.
UUUUGAAUUAUUCUUAUUUUUUCAUACUUAAAGAAUGUCAACACAUAGAAGUAGGAAGAGAAUAAGAGAAGCUAAGAGAAAAGCACGACCAGAAUUAUCCAGUCGUGAGUUGUGGGUUCAGAAUGAUUACGCUAGAACCUUUGACCUGAGUUGGGAGAAUGUUAAAGACGAGAUUGAGAGAAUACAUGUCGGAGACGUCUCACCUCAAGAGUUUAUCCGCAGGUUUGAAGCUCCUUACAAGACUGUUGUUAUACAAGGGGCCCAGGAUACCUGGCAGGCAAGGGAAAAGUGGACGUUGGAAAGAAUUGCCAAGAAGUAUAGGAACCAAAAGUUCAAGUGUGGGGAGGAUGAUGAGGGGUACUCUGUCAAGAUGAAGAUGAAAUAUUACAUGGAGUAUCUCAAAACUACAGAUGAUGACAGCCCGCUGUACAUCUUCGACAGCGGGUACGGGGACCAUCCCAAGCGGAAGAAACUGCUGGAGGAUUAUGAGCUUCCAAUUUAUUUUAGGGAUGAUCUGUUUAAAUAUUGUGGGGAGGAGAAAAGGCCACCUUAUCGUUGGGUAGUACUCGGGCCUGCUAGAUCUGGAACAGGAAUUCAUAUUGAUCCUCUUGGAACCUCAGCAUGGAACGCUCUUAUUUCCGGACACAAAAGAUGGUGCUUCUUCCCCACCGAUACACCUAAAGAUCUACUAAAGGUUACCUCAGCUGAAGGGGGGAAGCAGAGAGACGAAGCAAUCACUUGGUUUAAUAUAAUAUAUCCCAGGACCCAGAGACCUGAUUGGCCGGAGAAAUAUCGUCCAACUGAGUGUAUUCAGCAUCCAGGAGAAACAGUUUUUGUACCUGGUGGCGUGUGGCAUGUAGUUCUUAACCUAGAUACAACGAUAGCUGUCACACAAAACUUUGCCUCUAGAACAAACUUCCCUAUAGUGUGGCACAAGACGGUACGUGGGCGACCUAAGCUGUCAAAGAAAUGGUACAGGGUUCUCAAGAAACAUGAACCAGAUCUAGCCGAGAUUGCAGAUCAGGUUGAUACUGCGACCAGGUCGGGUCAGGCCAGCGAUAGUUCAAGCGAUUCUAGUUCGAGCAGUUCGAGCAGCGACAGUGAGUCCGAUUCAGGACAAGAGUCAAGCGAAGGACAAAAAAAGAAGAAGAUGAAGAGAACUUAGAUCUAUUGAUGAGAAGAAGAAGUUGAAGAUAUCGAAGAAGAAUUAAAACAAGACUAAAAUGAAAUAUUUUAAUCUCAAAAAUCAAGUAUUUGAUUUACUUCAAUGAAAUCCAACAUUACCAAUUCCAGGACGAUCCAAUGUAUCUGCGAGUUAAAUCAAAUCUUGUUAAUACCAAAUGCCAGCUGUUUUUAUAACUAACUUUGGCUACUAAGCACUUUCUAUAUUACAUAGGAUUAAUUUAUCUCUUUUUUAUUUUAGUUGUUUACACUUUUUAAUUAGUUUCAUGGCGUUAAAUUGGUUAAAAAUGAUUUUAAUUUAAAAAAAUUAAGAAAUGUCAACAUUAAUUGAUCUAAUCCGUCCGCGAACCAUUGAUUUUUCUAAUAUGACAAAUCAAUCAAGCAAUCGAUCAUCAUGAUCUUAGAUCAAUUUAGUUGUCUCCGUUUUCUGCAUUCAAUAAUGUAUCUUCUGAAUUGUUUUUUUUUUUACAGUUUGAAUCACAAGUUUCUUUCCCCAGCUACGCUAUUUCGUCCAAAGAACCAUUGUCUGUUAGAAGUAAUUAAUGUCUUUUUUUUUUCAUAGCGAAUUUUUCAGAAAAA